Messenger RNA from Nycticebus coucang (slow loris), 3189 nucleotides. RefSeq names its product CCR4-NOT transcription complex subunit 10 (gene CNOT10). The coding region runs from base 667 to 2916 and encodes 749 amino acids. Lineage: Eukaryota; Metazoa; Chordata; Mammalia; Primates; Lorisidae. Gene Ontology annotation, cellular component: CCR4-NOT complex. The transcript is spliced from 19 exons. The record is from RefSeq and is a predicted model, not a curated record. Gene Ontology annotation, molecular function: protein binding. Gene Ontology annotation, biological process: negative regulation of translation; mRNA catabolic process.
CGUCAUGAAAGUCUGGAAGGAUCACUCCAGGAUGCCAUUGUUGUUAUAGAAGAACCUGUGAAAACCUUAAGCCUGAAACAAUAAAUUCCUACUGGAGAAAAAGUCCAGAUGUUAUAUGUGACUUUACACAAUUUAUAACAAUUGAGGCAAUCAUGAAAAAGAUGGUGGAGCUCGGCACAUGUAGCUCAAGCAGCUAGGGCACCAGCUACAUACACCAGAGCUGGAGAGUUCGAAUCCAGCCCAGGCCUGCCAAACAAGAAUGACUACGCUCAAAAAAUAGCUGGGCUUUGUGGUGGGUGCCUGUGGUCCCAGCUACUUGGGAGGCUGAGUCAAGAGAAUUGCUUAAGCCCAGGACUUAAAGGUUGCUGUGAGCUGUGAUACCACAGCACUCUACCCAGGGCAGCAGUUUGAGGCUCUGUCUCAAAGAAAAGAAAAAGAUGGUGGAUAUAGCAAAAAAGGUGGAGGUUAAAGAGUUCAAGAUACGGAUCUUGAAGAAAUUCAGGAGCUAAUAGACAUUACACCAGAGAAAUUAACAGAUGACUUGAUGGAAAUGAGUACUUCUGAACCAGUGCCAGACAAUGAGUUAUAACGAGAUGCCUUCCUCCUCUGCCACCCCUGAGGCAGCAAGACAAGCCUUUCCUCUUCCUCCUUCUCAGCCUAUUCAAUAUGAAGAUGAUCGGGAUGAAGACUGCUUCAAUGAACAAUCAGGGAGCAGAAAAACAUGAAGGCACGGGUCAGUCCUCUGGGAUCACUGAUCAAGAGAAGGAGUUAUCCACCAGUGCUCUCCAAGCUUUCACAUCUGGAAAUUAUGAUGCCUGUCUACAACACCUUGCCUGUCUACAAGAUAUAAACAAAGAUGAUUAUAAAAUAAUUUUGAAUACAGCAGUAGCUGAGUUUUUUAAAAGUAACCAAACAGCAACAGACAAUUUGAGACAAACACUUAACCAGCUGAAGAAUCAGGUCCAUUCGGCUGUUGAAGAAAUGGAUGGAUUAGAUGAUGUUGAAAACAGCAUGUUGUAUUAUAACCAAGCGGUCAUCCUCUAUCAUCUGCGUCAGUAUACAGAAGCGAUAUCAAUUGGUGAAAAACUUUAUCAAUUCAUAGAACCUUUUGAAGAAAAAUUUGCCCAAGCGGUAUGUUUUUUGCUUGUAGACCUAUAUAUAUUAACCUACCAAGCUGAGAAAGCUUUGCAUCUUCUUGCUGUCCUAGAAAAAAUGAUUUCACAGGGUAACAAUAACAAAAAUGGAAAGAAUGAGACUGGUAAUAACUCCAACAAAGAUGGAUCUAAUCAUAAAGCUGAAAGUGGAGUUUUAACAGAAGCUGCAAAAUCAAAGAUACAUCAGUAUAAAGUGCGAGCUUAUAUCCAAAUGAAAUCCCUGAAAGCAUGCAAAAGGGAGAUCAAGUCAGUCAUGAACACAGCUGGAAAUUCUGCACCCUCUCUGUUUCUUAAGAGCAAUUUUGAGUACUUAAGGGGCAAUUAUCGAAAAGCUGUGAAGCUUUUAAAUAGUUCAAACAUUGCUGAGCAUCCAGGAUUCAUGCAAACAGGUGAAUGUUUGAGAUGCAUGUUCUGGAAUAAUCUUGGUUGUAUCCAUUUUGCCAUGAGCAAGCACAAUUUGGGAAUUUUCUACUUUAAAAAGGCUCUGCAGGAGAAUGACAAUGUCUGUGCUCAGCUCAGUGCAGGUAGCACUGAUCCAGGCAGAAAAUUUUCAGGAAGACCCAUGUGCACAUUACUAACCAAUAAGAGAUACGAGUUGCUAUAUAACUGUGGAAUUCAGCUUCUUCAUAUUGGAAGGCCUCUUGCUGCCUUUGAGUGUCUGAUUGAAGCUGUUCAGGUUUAUCAUGCAAAUCCUCGCCUUUGGCUAAGGCUGGCUGAAUGCUGCAUUGCAGCCAAUAAGGGGACAUCUGAACAAGAAACUAAAGGUCUUCCAAGCAAAAAAGGAAUUGUACAGUCUAUUGUUGGUCAAGGCUAUCACCGUAAAAUAGUUCUGGCUUCACAGUCCAUACAGAACACUGUUUAUAACGAUGGACAAUCUUCAGCCAUUCCUGUAGCCAGUAUGGAGUUUGCAGCCAUUUGUCUCAGAAAUGCCUUGUUGCUGCUGCCUGAAGAACAGCAAGAUCCAAAGCAGGAAAAUGGGUCUAAAAAUAAUAAUCAAUUAGGUGGGAACACAGAAAGCAGCGAAAGCAAUGAAACUUGCAGCAGUAAAAGCCAUGAUGGAGAUAAAUUCAUUCCAGCUCCACCUUCUUCUCCAUUGAGAAAACAAGAAUUAGAAAAUUUAAAGUGCUCCAUCCUUGCUUGCAGUGCUUAUGUGGCUCUGGCUUUGGGUGAUAACCUUAUGGCUUUGAACCAUGCAGAUAAACUUCUCCAGCAGCCGAAGCUAUCAGGAUCUCUUAAGUUUUUGGGCCAUUUAUAUGCUGCAGAAGCACUCAUCUCUCUCGACAGAAUAUCCGAUGCUAUUACUCACUUGAACCCGGAGAAUGUCACUGAUGUCUCCUUAGGGAUUUCUUCAAAUGAGCAGGACCAAGGAUCAGACAAAGGUGAAAAUGAAGCAAUGGAAUCCUCUGGGAAGCGAGCCCCUCAGUGCUACCCUAGUUCUGUCAACUCUGCCAGGACCGUGAUGCUGUUCAACCUUGGCAGUGCUUACUGCCUCCGAAGCGAGUAUGACAAAGCCCGAAAGUGUCUCCACCAGGCGGCUUCAAUGAUCCAUCCUAAAGAGGUACCCCCUGAAGCCAUCUUGCUUGCAGUCUACCUUGAGCUGCAGAACGGUAAUACCCAGCUGGCCUUACAGAUCAUCAAGAGGAAUCAGCUGCUCCCUGCAGUGAAAACACAUACAGAUGUGAGAAAGAAGCCAGUAUUUCAGCCCGUCCACCCAAUCCAGCCCAUCCAAAUGCCAGCUUUUACCACUGUACAGAGAAAGUGAUAUUACACUUUUGGAAAACUGUUACCUGAGACCCAGGGCAGUAUUUACUGCCUUUUUAAUUGUAUCAUAGCCAAAUGAAUAAAAAACAGACAGUGAAGGUUGUUAUUUUUGAAGACACAAUGUCAAGACAAUUCUACCCAACAUUUUUGCCAGAAGCUUACUUAAAAUUAAGGAUUCACAAACUCAUUUUCAGCUGUUUUAAUUUUUUGCCUAUUAAUUUUGAGCCAUUCUGUGAUGUAUGUCAUAGGCAAUUAAAACACGAUCUUAUCAGAA